This is a messenger RNA of Rhododendron vialii, 2103 nucleotides long. RefSeq names its product probable inactive purple acid phosphatase 27. NCBI's taxonomy places the organism in Eukaryota, Viridiplantae, Streptophyta, Magnoliopsida, Ericales, Ericaceae. The transcript has 12 exons. The coding region runs from base 78 to 1943 and encodes 621 amino acids. The record is from RefSeq and is a predicted model, not a curated record. Gene Ontology annotation, molecular function: acid phosphatase activity; metal ion binding.
AUCCAAAUUAAACUACAAAAAGCCCCACAGGCAUCUCAGAGUUAUGAGUGGGGAAGAGAGUUGAGAAACGAAAAAAAAUGGAAAAUCAUAAGCUUCUUCUAAACAUUUUUUUCGCUUUGUUAGUUGUUUUCGGCUCGAAUUUGGUUUCCAGUGACGAUACUAUAACGCCCGAUGAAGUCGACGACCAGCCGCUUUCGAAAAUUGCAAUCGAGAAAACCGUUUUUGCGCUCCGUGAUUCGUCCUCCGUUAGUGUUCACCCGCUUGUGCUUGGCUUGAAGGGCGAGGAUACUCAAUGGGUUGAUGUGCAUUUGGUACACUCGGAACCAUCGGAGAGUGAUUGGGUUGGUGUCUUUUCGCCUGCCAAGAUCAACUCAUCAAGUUGUUUCGAAGUUCGUGAUCUCGCCCCACAUAUAUGCUCGGCCCCCAUAAAGUACAAAUAUGCAAAUUUCUCCAACUUCGGGUAUACAAAAACGGGCAAAGCUUCUCUGACGUUCCAGUUGAUCAAUCAGCGGGCAGACUUCUCAUUUGCAUUAUUUACAGGCGGGUUGUCGAAUCCAAAAUUGUUGGCAGUUUCAAAUAACAUAUCGUUUGCAAAUCCUAAAGCGCCCCUUUACCCGCGCCUUGCCCUGGGAAAGUCUUGGAAUGAAAUGACAGUAACAUGGACAAGUGGCUAUAACAUAGACGAAGCCGUCCCUUUUGUCGAGUGGGGUUUUAAAGGAGAUCUUCAAAGUCGCUCACCAGCUGCUACAUUGACAUUUAACCAGAUGAGCAUGUGUGGCUCACCUGCACGGACCGUUGGCUGGCGGGAUCCUGGUUUCUUUCACACCAGUUUCUUGACCGGCUUGUGGCCAAACUCCAUGUAUACUUACAGGAUGGGUCAUCUAUUAUCUGAUGGUUCAUAUGCCUGGAGCAAGAUGUAUUCAUUCAAAUCGUCCCCAUAUCCAGGCCAAGACUCGUUACAGCGCGUUGUCAUAUUCGGUGACAUGGGAACGGGGCAGCGUGAUGGAUCAAAUGAGUAUAAUUAUAACCAACCAGGUGCGCUUAAUACUACAGACCAACUCAUCAAGGACUUAAAGGACAUUGACAUAAUUUUCCACAUCGGAGAUAUUACGUACGCAAAGGGAUACAUCUCACAGUGGGACCUAUUCACAUCACAGGUGGAACCCCUUGCAUCAACUGUACCAUAUAUGCUUGCAAGUGGCAAUCACGAGCGUGAUUGGCCAGACACAGGAUCCUUUUAUCAAACUAGAGCCUCAGGUGGGGAAUGUGGCGUGCUAGCUGAGACUAUGUUCUAUGUUCCUGCAGAGAAUAGAGCUAAGUACUGGUACUCAACAGAUUAUGGCAUGUUUCACUUCUGCAUAGCCGAUAGUGAGCAUGACUGGAGGGAGGGUUCUGAACAGUACAAGUUCAUUGAGAGUUGCCUUGCAUCAGCAGAUAGGCAAAAACAGCCGUGGUUGAUCUUUGCUGCUCACCGUGUUCUUGGUUAUUCUUCUGACAAGAAGUAUAGCUUGUGUGAGGGUUCGUUUGAAGAGCCCAUGGGAAGGGAAAGCUUGCAGAAGCUCUGGCAGAAGUACAAGGUGGAUAUAGCAUUUUACGGCCAUGUUCAUAACUACGAAAGAACUUGCCCCAUUUACCAGAACAUAUGCGUGAACAAAGAAAAAACGCACUACUCUGGCACCGUGAAGGGAACUAUUCACGUUGUCGUAGGAGGAGCAGGAAGGGUUUUGUCGCAUUUCGCCGAAGUCCCUCCCCUUUGGAGCCUCUACAGAGAUUAUGACUUUGGAUUUGUGAAGUUGACAGCAUUUAACCACUCGUCUCUUCUGUUGGAGUACAAGAAGAGCAGAGACGGAAAGGUCUACGAUAAAUUCACCAUCACGAGGAGCUACCGAGAUGUUCUAGUCUGCGUCCACGACGGCUGUGAAGCUACCACUUUAGCAUUUUGAGCCCAUUUUUUUAGCAUUCGUUGGAGGAAGCCACUGUAUGAUUAUGGCAGCAUAAUAAGCUAUUUUUGCAGUUCUGCCAUAAGGUAUUGUUUGGUACUGAGAGUUUGUGAAUCUUGAUAAACACUGAUGCUCAGGAAAAGAAAUGUCUGUUUUUUUCUCA